UGUGUGGGUGUGUGGGUGCAUAUACAUGAAUCAAUAUACAUUUCUCUCUGUCUACGGAUUUAUAUUGUUUACAUCAAGGUUUUGUAAAUGUCAGAUCUUGUAGUAUUUCUGACUUCUGUCGGUUUGUCCAGUGUCAGAGGUCGUUUUUCGAGGUCUGUUUACGUGCGACCCACUCAAAGCCUUAUUUUUCCCUACCCGUAUUCCGACAAGCCCCGCCCCCUGCGGUGGGAUUGGCUAGCAGUUCAAAGUCACAAGCCGAUUGGACUGCUGAGACGUCGUUCACGUCACCACGGCAACCGCAGAAACAGCAAAGGGCGGGGCCUGUCGGAAUGCGGGUGGGAAAAAAAAUAAGAGCUACUGAGGAGCGUGACGUCACUGAUGCGGCGCAGCACUGUGGCUCUGUGGUUGCAGACUGAGCAGAGAGGCUGAAGAUGGGAAACGUCCAACCCACAGUCGUUCCUUAUGAAGAUUUUGAUGUGGUGGCAGAUAUCAAAGCCAUUCGCAAAGCCUGCAAAGGCAUGGGCACAGAUGAGGAGGCUAUCAUCUCCAUCUUAGCGAACCGUUCUGCAGCGCAGCGGGUGGAGAUUAAGCAAGCGUAUUUCGAGAAAUAUGAUGACGAGCUGGAGGAGGUGCUGAAGAGCGAGCUGACGGGAAACUUCGAGAACGCCAUUAUAGCCAUGGUGGACCCGGCUCACAUCUACAUUGCUAAAGAACUGAGGAAGGCCAUGAAGGGGGCGGGGACUGACGAGGACGUCCUGGUGGAGAUUCUGUGCACCUGCACCAAUCAGGACAUUCUGAAUGUUAAAGAGGCGUAUGCCCAGGUUCAUGAGCGUGAUCUGGAAGCUGAUAUAGAGGACGACACCAGCGGAGACGUCAGGAACCUGUUGGUUUCGCUCCUGCAGGCCAGCAGGGACGAGAGUUACGAGGUGGACGAAGGACUGGCUGAGCAGGAUGCCACGUCACUGUUUGAGGCCGGAGAAGGUCGUUUUGGCACGGAUGAAUCCACCUUCACCUACAUCCUCACCCACAGAAACUACCUGCAGCUUCAGGCCACCUUUAAAAUCUACGAAUCGCUCUCCGGAACAGAUAUCCUUGAUGCCAUCGACACUGAGGCCACCGGGACGUUAAAGGACUGUUACAUUACUCUGGUUCGUUGCGCUAAAAACCCGCAGCUGUACUUUGCCCGUCGGCUCAACGCAGCAAUGAAGGGGGCAGGGACGGACGAGGACACUCUCAUCCGGAUCAUUGUGGGACGCUCUGAGGUGGAUUUGGAGACCAUAAAGGACAUGUAUCUGGAGAAAUAUGACAUGACCCUGAAGGACGCCCUGAGCUCGGAGUGCGGCGGAGAUUUUAAGCGCCUCCUGCUGGCCAUCCUGCACUGAGUUCCCUCUUCAGACAGGCCUGAAAGAGUCCCACCACUGACCAACAUGACCACGAGACCUUCUCACCAACACUGCCUGAUGUCAACACUAACUAUGCACUCAGUCUGAACCUCGUCCACAGAACACUCCCUUCAGUUUCCUCAGACCACCGUUCAAAAGUCUGAAUCACUUCUCAUACACAGUCGUAUGCAGAUGUUUGUGCACCCCGGUCAAAUGACAUGUUUUAUUGAUUUUUUAAGUGUAAAUAAGUGAACACAUCCUCUACAGAGAACACACUACUGCACACUUUAAUAUAC
Colossoma macropomum (tambaqui) is the source of this 1678-nucleotide messenger RNA. RefSeq names its product annexin A13, like (gene anxa13l). The record is from RefSeq and is a predicted model, not a curated record. Gene Ontology annotation, cellular component: cytoplasm. Gene Ontology annotation, molecular function: calcium-dependent phospholipid binding; calcium ion binding. The transcript is spliced from 11 exons. Lineage: Eukaryota; Metazoa; Chordata; Actinopteri; Characiformes; Serrasalmidae. Bases 432 to 1382 code for a protein of 316 amino acids.